UUUGUACUCGUUAAGCUUUUCCUAAUAAGUUUUUCCCUUUCCUUGUUGCAGUAUUUGGAUUGGAAGAAUUGUUUUAGAAAUGAUUUUGAACAAUAAUUAUCUGUAGCUUUAAGGAAUUGCUUUUCCUCUGUCGUUGGUGCUUUGUGUUAUUAGAAGACAUAAAGAUGAGCUACUGGAAAGACAAGGUUCUUCCAAAGAUCAAGAAGGUUUUUGAAAAAAAUGGACCCAAAAAGGCUGCUGCUGCUGAGGCCUGUGAGGCCUUUGAUGUGGCCAAGGAGCAGUACAGCAAAGAAUUCGAUGAAAAGAAGACUGAGCUCCAACCUAAAGUCGUUGAAAUCUAUGAAGCUGCUGCAGCUGAGAUUAAGACUUUGGUGAAGGAACCAAAGGUUGCAGGACUGAAGAAACACUCAGCUGGAGUUCAGAAAUUCCUUGAUGAGCUUGUCAAUAUUGAAUUUCCGGGAUCCAAAGCAGUCAGUGAAGCAAGCUCGAAGUUCGGGCCUUCCUAUGUAUCAGGUCCCAUAAUCUUCGUGUUAGAGAAAGUGUCCACGUUUGUAGUCACCGAAGAUAAGAAAGAAGAGGAAGCAGCCACAGCAGCAGCAGUAGAAACAACUGGCACAGUAGCUGAAGAGGUGAAGGAGAAGGACAUAGUGGUUGAAGCUGGAGAUGAGAAGAAAGAGGAAGCAGAGCCAGCAACAGAGACAACCAAAGUUGAAGAAGUACCUGCUGCGGUAGCAACUGAACCACCAAAGGCAGCUUGAUGAAUGACCAGUAAAUGAUAAGCAAACCCUGUGUGUAAAAGUAUUUUUCUUUUAAAUAUUAUCUCUCUGUGUAAAAGUAUCCUCUUUUCUCUUUUUGGCCAUUGUAUUUUUACUGUAAGAAAGAAGACAUAAAACAUGAUUUGUUAUUCUUUAUAAUUGCCCUCUUCA
Nicotiana tabacum (common tobacco) is the source of this 926-nucleotide messenger RNA. Its product is annotated as plasma membrane-associated cation-binding protein 1. Lineage: Eukaryota; Viridiplantae; Streptophyta; Magnoliopsida; Solanales; Solanaceae. Gene Ontology annotation, cellular component: plasma membrane. The record is from RefSeq and is a predicted model, not a curated record.